GUCCUCCUAGGAAUCUUCAGUUCACAAGCGCACGUGUACCUCCAACGAUCUCCUCUCAAGUCAUAGCACAAGUGUAUAUAUAUUCCUAUUUUGAAAAUGGCACCCAUUCAGAUGGAAAAGUCCUACGUGAAAGUGUCCUCCACACCCGCUGCAAAGUGCUCUCGGCAGGCAAGGUCAAGCAGCAGGUCAUGGGAUGUGAUCCUUCCUAUCAGUCGCAGAGGAAGCUUCUUCCAAGACUCGUUUUUCUCUGACAUACACAAGGAUUUUGACUCCUCCGUCAGGGAGGUGUUGGCCAGAUGGAGUGACGAAGACCUGAAAGUGAAAGACUUCCGCCGGGAUGAUAUUAUGGACCGAUACAGACAGCUUCGAUCUCGUAACCUAAAUGAAGGGAACCAGGCUGUCACAGUCACAUCUGACAACACAAGUCAUAAGAUUGUGCUGGACGUGCAUGACUUCAUGUGUGGAGAUGUGAGAGUGAAAGUGUUGGACGAGGAGUUGUUAGUGGAAGGACACGUGGAGAAGAAGGAGGAAGGAAGCUCAUCCGUGUCGUCACACUCCUUCAGACGCUACUUCUCUUUGCCUCAACACACAGACAUGACAGCGAUUACGUCCGUCAUGUCUGCAGAUGGUAUCCUCACAGUCACUGCGCCAAAAAUAAAAACAGAAAUGACAAAGGAAAAUGCAAUCAGUCAAACUUCCGCUUCGAAUUAUCAUGAGAAAGUCGGCGAAACACGAAAACAAACAGCCUCUGAACACUUGUCUUCUACACGAAAAGAAAGCUGUUCGUGUGAUCUUGGUUUCAAAAGAACAGCUGAUUCCUCUGGGUUUGACUGCGGUUCGUGGGACACAUCCUUGCCCAUCACUCGAAGGGGAAGCUUCUUCCAGGAUUCCUUCUUCUCCGGUACACAUCGCGACUUCGAUGCCUCCAUCAGGAAGGUCCUCAAUGGCUGGAAUGACGCCGAUCACCAGCUGGCGGACUUCUGGGACGAUGACGACUUCCACCGCAGCGACAGACUGGGCCGCUACAGACAGCUUCGAUCGCGGAACCUGUGGAGUGACAACCAGGCCGUUACAGUUACUUCAGAUAAUAUUAGUUAUAAGAUCUUGGUGGAUAUGCAUGACUUUGUGGAUGGAGAUGUGAAGGUGAAGUUGAUGGGCGAGAAGGAGCUGUUGGUGGAGGCCCAGUCGGCCAGGUCCUCGCACACCUUCACACGCACCUUUUCCUUGCCUGAGUCCAUUGACAUAACGUCCAUCACGUCUGUCAUGUCGUCAGAUGGCAUCCUGACAAUCACUGCCGUCCAAGAAGGUAUUGUUCUAGCUUCUCUUGUACUUCACUAA
This is a messenger RNA of Penaeus indicus, 1338 nucleotides long. RefSeq lists its product as uncharacterized. Gene Ontology annotation, cellular component: cytoplasm; nucleus. Gene Ontology annotation, biological process: protein refolding; response to heat. The record is from RefSeq and is a predicted model, not a curated record. The transcript is spliced from 4 exons. Bases 97 to 1338 code for a protein of 413 amino acids. Lineage: Eukaryota; Metazoa; Arthropoda; Malacostraca; Decapoda; Penaeidae.